CUCUCUAUGGUGCGGCCGGGUCGGUGGCGGUAAGGAGAAAAAAGGGAGGCCGCACUGCGCAGGCGCUCUUGGCUCUCGCUCGCUCGCGCGCGCUCUCUCUCGCUCUUUUUUUUUUUUUUUUUUUAAUCCUCGCACCAAGUGCUUAACCUCAUUGGGGUGGAGGAGAAGGCGGCGGCUGUCUGGUCCGCAGCGGCAACAGUAGCGAAUGAUGGGGCUAAUGGACUGCUGAAUUAUGAAGUAUUUCAGACCCAAUAGUAGAAUGUCACUCUGCCACUCACUCCUUUAUCUCCUACUAGUUAUUUAAAUUGGACUUUUAAUAUCCUACCAGCUGCUCUUCAGACACACAUGGUGCAUUGUUGCCAUUCCCCGGAUUGCAUCUUUGAAACACAGGCUCUUAGUAACCUUCAGCGAACAAAGAGGCAACCUCUCAGAUACUUCUACUGGGAGGAAGUCAUCCUGACUGCCCUCUAGCUUUUGGUGAAUCUGGAUUUGAAUUCCAUCAUGGAGCCUCGCAUGGAGUCCUGCCUGGCACAGGUGUUGCAGAAGGAUGUGGGGAAACGACUGCAGGUUGGCCAAGAACUUAUAGACUAUUUCUCAGAUAAACAGAAGUCUGCUGACCUUGAACAUGACCAGACCAUGUUAGAUAAACUUGUGGAUGGACUCGCUACCUCUUGGGUGAAUUCUAGCAAUUACAAGGUGGUUCUUCUGGGCAUGGACAUCCUGUCCGCCUUAGUGACCCGGCUGCAGGAUCGGUUCAAGGCGCAGAUCGGCACAGUGCUGCCAAGUCUAAUAGACAGACUAGGAGAUGCUAAAGACUCUGUGAGGGAGCAAGACCAAACUCUGCUGCUAAAGAUCAUGGAUCAAGCUGCUAAUCCCCAGUAUGUAUGGGACAGAAUGCUUGGAGGCUUCAAACACAAGAAUUUCCGCACUCGAGAAGGCAUCUGUCUCUGCCUUAUUGCAACACUCAAUGCCUCUGGAGCACAUACUUUAACACUAAGCAAGAUCGUGCCACAUAUAUGCAACUUACUUGGAGAUCCAAAUAGUCAGGUUCGAGAUGCAGCAAUAAACAGCUUAGUGGAAAUUUACAGACAUGUAGGAGAACGUGUGAGGGCAGAUCUCAGUAAGAAAGGAUUGCCACAAUCCCGGUUGAAUGUAAUUUUUACAAAAUUUGAUGAAGUCCAGAAAUCCGGGAACAUGAUACAGUCUGCAAAUGAUAAAAAUUUUGAUGAUGAAGAUUCUGUGGAUGGUAAUAGACCUUCCUCUGCUAGUUCUACAUCGUCCAAGGCUCUGCCAAGCUCACGGAGGAAUGUUGGAAUGGGGACCACCCGCCGGCUUGGAUCAUCCUCUCUUGGAUCCAAGUCUUCAGCUGCAAAAGAAGGAGCUGGUGCCGUGGAUGAAGAGGACUUUAUUAAAGCAUUUGAUGAUGUACCUGUAGUACAGAUUUAUUCCAGCCGAGACCUUGAGGAAUCCAUAAACAAAAUUAGGGAAAUAUUAUCUGAUGACAAGCAUGAUUGGGAGCAGAGAGUAAAUGCUCUUAAAAAGAUUAGAUCUUUACUUUUGGCUGGUGCUGCUGAGUAUGAUAACUUCUUUCAACAUUUACGUCUUUUGGAUGGAGCCUUUAAACUCUCUGCUAAGGAUCUGCGGUCUCAGGUAGUGCGGGAGGCUUGUAUCACGCUGGGGCAUUUGUCAUCAGUUCUGGGGAAUAAGUUUGACCAUGGAGCUGAAGCCAUUAUGCCAACUAUCUUUAAUUUAAUUCCAAACAGUGCCAAAAUUAUGGCCACUUCUGGUGUUGUAGCUGUUAGGUUAAUCAUUCGGCACACACACAUCCCUAGGCUAAUACCUGUCAUAACAAGCAACUGUACCUCUAAGUCUGUUGCAGUUAGAAGGCGCUGUUUUGAAUUUUUAGAUUUGCUUUUACAAGAGUGGCAGACACAUUCACUGGAACGACACAUAUCAGUAUUAGCUGAAACAAUAAAGAAGGGAAUACAUGAUGCCGAUUCUGAAGCAAGGAUAGAAGCCAGAAAAUGUUAUUGGGGUUUCCACAGUCACUUCAGCAGAGAAGCAGAGCAUUUAUACCACACCUUGGAGUCGUCCUACCAGAAAGCCCUGCAGUCCCAUCUGAAGAACUCAGACAGCAUAGUGUCUCUGCCUCAAUCCGACCGCUCGUCUUCUAGCUCUCAAGAGAGUCUGAAUCGGCCGCUCUCUGCCAAAAGAAGUCCUACCGGAAGUACCACAUCCAGAGCUUCCACAGUUAGUACCAAAUCUGUGUCAACAACUGGGUCCCUCCAGCGGUCUCGAAGUGAUAUUGACGUGAAUGCAGCAGCCAGUGCCAAAUCUAAAGUCUCCUCGUCUUCAGGCGGGACACCUUUCAGCUCUGCCGCAGCUUUGCCUCCAGGGUCGUAUGCAUCCUUAGGUCGCAUCCGCACGAGAAGGCAAAGCUCUGGGAGUGCCACCAACGUCUCCUCUACACCCUCUGAUAGUCGGGGCCGCAGCCGUGCUAAAGUUGUUUCACAGUCCCAGCCUGGCAGCCGGUCAAGUUCCCCAGGAAAAUUGUUGGGAAGUGGUUAUGGUGGACUUGCUGGGAGUUCCUCGAGAGGCCCACCUGUGACACCGUCUUCAGAAAAGCGAAGCAAGAUUCCCAGGAGUCAGGGAUGUAGCCGAGAAACAAGUCCAAACCGAAUAGGAUUAGCACGGAGCAGCCGUAUCCCUCGACCCAGCAUGAGUCAGGGGUGCAGCCGCAAUACCAGCCGUGAGAGCAGCCGAGAUACAAGCCCUGCUCGGGGCUUUCCUCCACUUGACCGGUUUGGGCUUGGCCAGCCAGGAAGAAUACCUGGUUCUGUGAAUGCCAUGCGAGUUUUGAGCACAAGUACAGAUCUGGAAGCUGCUGUUGCUGAUGCUUUGAAGAAGCCUGUGAGGAGGAGAUAUGAGCCGUAUGGGAUGUAUUCUGACGAUGAUGCCAACAGUGAUGCCUCGAGUGUUUGCUCUGAGCGCUCGUACGGCUCCAGGAACGGGGGCAUUCCCCAUUAUCUGCGGCAGACCGAGGAUGUAGCAGAAGUUCUCAACCACUGUGCUAGUUCAAACUGGUCAGAGAGGAAAGAAGGGCUUCUGGGCCUGCAGAACUUACUGAAGAGCCAAAGAACACUGAGUCGAGUAGAAUUGAAAAGAUUGUGUGAGAUCUUCACCCGGAUGUUUGCUGACCCACACAGCAAGGUUUUCAGUAUGUUUUUGGAGACUCUUGUGGAUUUUAUAAUAAUUCAUAAGGAUGACUUGCAAGACUGGCUUUUUGUUCUUCUCACACAAUUACUUAAGAAAAUGGGAGCAGAUUUACUUGGAUCUGUGCAAGCAAAAGUUCAGAAGGCUCUAGAUGUCACAAGGGACUCUUUUCCAUUUGAUCAACAGUUUAACAUUUUGAUGAGAUUUAUUGUGGAUCAAACUCAAACUCCAAACCUCAAGGUUAAAGUUGCAAUCCUGAAAUACAUUGAGUCUCUGGCUAGACAGAUGGAUCCAACAGAUUUUGUAAACUCUAGUGAGACAAGGCUUGCUGUUUCUCGAAUCAUAACCUGGACGACAGAACCAAAGAGUUCAGACGUGAGAAAGGCAGCACAAAUUGUGUUGAUCUCUCUGUUUGAAUUGAAUACUCCUGAAUUUACCAUGUUACUUGGUGCCUUGCCAAAAACAUUCCAGGAUGGUGCCACCAAACUCCUGCAUAACCACCUCAAGAAUUCCAGUAACACCAGUGUGGGCUCUCCAAGCAAUACGAUUGGCAGGACGCCCUCCCGACACACCAGCAGCAGGACUAGCCCCCUGACCUCACCCACCAACUGCUCUCAUGGGGGUCUCUCUCCAAGCAUGCUGGACUAUGAUACAGAGAACCUGAACUCUGAAGAAAUCUAUAGUUCUCUGCGUGGAGUUACAGAAGCCAUUGAAAAGUUUAGUUUUCGAAGUCAAGAGGAUCUGAAUGAGCCAAUUAAACGAGAUGGCAAAAAGGACAGUGAUAUUGUGUCCCGCGAUGGGGGCGCGGCCUCCCCCGCCACCGAGGGCCGGGGCGGCAGUGAAGUGGAAGGAGGCAGGACGGCGCUGGACAACAAGACCUCCCUCCUCAACACCCAGCCUCCGCGCGCCUUCCCGGGGCCGCGGGCGCGAGACUACAACCCGUAUCCCUACUCGGACACCAUCAACACCUAUGACAAGACAGCCCUCAAGGAGGCCGUGUUCGACGACGACAUGGAGCAGCUUCGAGACGUGCCCAUCGACCAUUCUGACCUGGUGGCUGACCUCCUGAAGGAGCUGUCCAACCACAACGAGCGGGUGGAGGAAAGGAAGGGCGCCCUGCUGGAGCUGCUCAAGAUCACGCGGGAGGACAGCCUGGGCGUCUGGGAGGAGCACUUCAAGACCAUUCUGCUCCUGCUGCUGGAGACCCUCGGAGACAAAGAUCAUUCAAUUCGAGCACUAGCAUUGAGAGUUCUGCGGGAAAUUCUGAGAAACCAGCCAGCAAGAUUUAAAAACUAUGCCGAGCUGACGAUCAUGAAGACUCUGGAAGCCCACAAAGACUCCCACAAGGAGGUGGUGAGAGCUGCCGAGGAGGCUGCGUCCACGCUGGCCAGCUCCAUCCACCCGGAGCAGUGCAUCAAGGUGCUCUGCCCCAUCAUCCAGACGGCCGACUACCCCAUCAACCUCGCCGCCAUCAAGAUGCAGACCAAAGUCGUCGAGAGGAUCGCCAAGGAGUCCUUGCUGCAGCUCCUCGCUGACAUCAUCCCGGGCUUGCUGCAGGGUUAUGAUAACACCGAGAGCAGUGUGCGGAAGGCCAGCGUGUUUUGCUUAGUGGCAAUUUAUUCCGUAAUCGGAGAAGAUCUGAAACCUCACCUUGCACAGCUCACAGGGAGCAAGAUGAAGCUACUAAACUUAUAUAUAAAGAGGGCUCAGACCACAAACAGCAACAGCAGCUCCUCCUCUGACGUCUCCACGCACAGCUAAUGGCAGCGCCACUCUCUUGCGUAGACCUAGAAGCAAUCGGUGGUGCCUCUCAGAGACCUCUCCCCACCCCGUCAUCGGCUGCCCAGUCCGUGCAAGGAGGCCCGCAAAUAUUUAUUACAAUCAGUAUUUUGGUCCCUUCCAGCUUUUGUGUAGAAUCUUACUGGUAUUGAAUGUAAAGGAAGCAAGGCCUGUGUUGCAGUCUUCACACAAAACAAAAGGAAUCAGAGAAGAAAAGAGCCAUAUGAAACAGGUCUCGUACGCUGCUGAGAUCAGAAACCGUGCGGGCACAGUUCAAUCAGAGCUCUCUGGCCACUACUUGGUAGAAAGUAGCAUUUUUUUCCAGUUAAUAACAGAUUUGGGGGGUGGGUGUUACUUUGUGUUCCUCCUUCUUAGCUUAUUUUCUCGUGAGUGUGGUCUGUGUGGGGCAAAGCCAGCCCCUUUCGCAGCCGGCACCGUGAAGGGGGUUGUAUGUCUCUAAGUUGUGUUUUAAGACCUACUAAAAAUGGGAAUCAAGUCUUGGCAAGAAAAGGAGAAAAGCCUGCAGAUGGCCUUUUAACAAACACUGGGAAUUUCACUUGUCCUGUCCAGACGGAGGCCAGCUUGCCCUCGCUUUUAGGAUAGAAUCAGGUGUGCACCCUCUUAGUCUCCCUCCAGCCCCCUGAACCACGCCACAGAGAAGCCCCGUACCCCAGAGCUUUCGUGCAAAAGAAUCCUUCACAUUUAAUUCCAGACACAAAAAUAAGGUAAAUUUAUGGCAUCAUUUAGGGAUGCAUGAAAUGGCAUUUCACAAGGCACAGAAGAUAGAAGAGAAGUAGUCUGUUUUACUACUAAGAUCUUGGGGAAACACUGUUGUAUCGGGGAUUCUGCCAGGACCCUUGUCCUCGAGGGUACUUGGUGACUCAGAUGUAGCACGAUCUUUCUUCUCCCUGCAAGCUUUGCCUAAGCUGUUCAGUUCUGAAAUGUUCUCAGUUGAUCUGGUCAAUGGUGGCUUUACCAUCUCAGUUUUGACUCCUCUGUUUAAUUUGGGAUUAAGAACAAAGAAAAGUAUAGAGAGACCAGCCAUCAGAAUCAUUUUUUAAAUUAUUUUAUAAACCAAAGUACUUCCUUGAUUGUUGAAAUAGUCAUUGUUUAAGGAAAAAGUAAUUAUGAUACAUGGCAGAUUGCAGAAAAAUAGGAUUUGAAACACUUUAAAAAAAAAAAGAAACCUACUUUUAGAGUCUGUUUCCUUUCCUUACACAGAGAACCACCAGGCCCCGUUUUUUAGUCUCUAAGGGUCUGAUUACUCUAAUAAAAGCAGCUGUAGAUUUAGAGUCUGGUUGAAUAAGUGUUGAGUAAAAUUCCCAAGCCAAAUGGAAAUUAUUAUUACAAUCAUGACCACUUCUAUUGUCUCCUACUGUUCUAUUUUAGAUCUUCUAAAUUGAACUGAUUUUUCCAUGAGGAAAAGCUUCUUUUGAUGUUAAUUUUAAGGAGAUAUUUGCUGUCCAGUGCAGAGUCCGCUGCAGUUGCUAGGACGAUGGCAGAGGCUGGGGAGCCCGAGUGUGGUUCUCGCUGCUGAUUUCCACAGACCCCCCCCCUGCUCUGACCCUCUAGAUUAGAUGUGGGAAGUUGUGAAAGACAUACUUGGACACAUUUGGAAAUGAGCACUGAAAAUGAAGGUCCCCGUGAAGCCCAGGAACGGUGAAGCCAGGGUGCGGUCACUACUGUGUGUGUGCGUGUGUGUGUGCACGAGUGUGGGGGAGUCUUACACAUGUGCAGUGCCCCACGGCUACUGUUUAGGGAACUUCAGGGGUACAUGUUAAGUGGUCAGAUAUUAGUGACUGACUUUGGCUCAAAGCUAGCAGGGCCAGGCCUUACUUUCGUUGAUAAAUUUUGUUUGUUAAUAUUUCAUUAAUAAUAGUUCCUUUUUAUACUCUACAAGUGAGUCUGGGCGUCUUCUGGUCACUCUGUUGUGGGAACGUGCAUCUGGCCAGGCUGUUCAUGAGUUCCUGUGUGUAUGCCGACUGCGGUUAGGAACACUGUCCCCUUGAGCUCUCUGACUCCCGAAAGGUCGGUCACCCAGUCCCCGGUGUUGUUGGGAAGGAUCUCGAGCAUUGCCUGAUGUCCUCACAGUACUCACAAAGGGCUAGCCUCGAAUGUCCCUCGCCCAGUCUUCAGUGUCCCGACUUAGAGAGAGAUACAAUCACUUCACAGAUCUCUUGGCCUUGAUCUGAAAACCGCUGCCCGCCGCACCGAGGAGACUCGCAUGCCGCCACCACCUCACUGGGACGGCAGCUGUGCCCACUGCCGCCUCCCGAACCUGACAGCUGCAGCUGCCUUGCCUUGUGCGCCUCCCUGCAGGGCCCCCGUCCGACGACACAACCGAACGCAAACGAGCGAAGCACCCGAAACUGUUUGCCUCCCCCGUCUACCUGGCUGGAGGGCCCUGAAACCCCCUCGCCCGCUGCCAGGGGGCCGGUUGGUCUGACUUGCUUCCUUCGAGCUGCUGCCUCCCUCUCAGCCAGGGUCUGGGCGGGGUGCGGCCGGUCCCCGGGCACGCGGCUCCUUCUGGCACUGUGCGUGUCCCCGGCCCUGCGCCCGCCGCGGCCUGCCUUUUCUACGCGCCUCACCCGCUUCCACCCUGUGCAGGUAAUGCAACCAGUUUUAUCUCAUGACUCUUUUUCUUUCCCUGCCACCCUUUAUUUAUCAAGUAUAAUGUUACACUUUAAAGGACAGCAAAUAAGAACUUUGUAGAAUCCCACCAGGACUUUGCUAACAAUAAUGUUUGGAAAUGAAAACAGAAAUGCUGUGAAAAAUAUCAGCCACCAAAAUAGUUUUGUUGGAGCUGUGUUCACACGCAUGGUCCCCACACCCCCAGGUUGGGUGGGUUUUUUUUGUUCUUUGGGUUUUUUUGGGCUUUUUCAUGUUACAUUCAUAUCUGUAUUUAUAUCUUAUUUGUUUCACUUUCAAGUGUAUCAUGGCAAAUGUACAGAUUUUUUUUGUUAAUAAUGUGCUAGGAUUUGCUAAAAAAGAAAACAACAAAAAAAACCUUUUGAGUUUGCCCUAGAAUAAAUGAGACUUUAAUUCA
Lemur catta (Ring-tailed lemur) is the source of this 8038-nucleotide messenger RNA. RefSeq names its product cytoplasmic linker associated protein 1 (gene CLASP1). The record is from RefSeq and is a predicted model, not a curated record. Gene Ontology annotation, biological process: mitotic spindle assembly. The transcript has 37 exons. The coding region runs from base 502 to 4974 and encodes 1490 amino acids. Gene Ontology annotation, cellular component: cytoplasmic microtubule; mitotic spindle; spindle microtubule. NCBI's taxonomy places the organism in Eukaryota, Metazoa, Chordata, Mammalia, Primates, Lemuridae. Gene Ontology annotation, molecular function: microtubule binding; kinetochore binding.